AGCAAAGCGAAGCACGACGCGAGUCAACGACUGUUCUGCAGAUAAGCCAUUGGAGGAGACUAGCGGACUUUUUACGAUUUCGUACUCCAACCAAAAACAAUUAAGAAGCAGCUCUCUCGUCCGCGGUCGAAAGGGGAAGAAGGGCAAAAAUGGACUUCAUUCAAACCGUAUCUGCCCCAGAUUUCCACCCAACCCCUCAAAAUCCGGGCGAGCUCUCGACUCCUUCCGUACCAUAUUCCAGCCAAAGGUAUGAAGUGGAUUCCGAAAGAAAAACCCAGAAAGCUGGCCGAGAGAAAUUGAGGAGGGAUCGACUAAACGAGCAGUUUGUGGAGUUGGGAAAUGUUGUAGAUCCUAGCAGGCCAAAAAAUGAUAAAUCAACCAUUCUAGUUGAUACAAUUCAAUUGCUGAAGGACCUUGCAUCUCAAAUCAACAAACUCAAAGCGGAGUGUUCUACACUAACUGAAGAAUCCCAUGAGUUGAUGCAGGAGAAAAAUGAUCUUAGAGAAGAAAAGGCAUCUCUUAAAUCUGAUAUUGAGAACCUUAAUGUCCAAUGUCAGCAGAGACUCGGGGCCAUGUUCCCAUGGGCUGCAAUUGAUCACUCUGUUGUCAUGGGCCCACCAUCUUAUCAAUUUCCAGUACCGAUGCCGAUGCCUCCGGGGCCAAUUCCAAUGCAUCCGUCUAUGCAGCCUUACCCCUUCUUUGGAAAUCAGAAUCCUGGGCUCAUUCCAAACCCCUGUUCAACUUUUGUUCCAUAUGUAACUCCAAAUACCUCGGUCGAACAGUCUGCCUGGCAUGCAUCUCCACGUAACCGAUCCCCCAUCUUGAACAAACAAGAUUCAAGAUGCAAGUCAUCUGGGAAGAGCAAGACUGGGGAAAGUGAGGAUUCUGAUAAUGUUACUACAGACCUAGAGUUGAAGACUCCAGGAUCUACUGAAGAUCAGGAUUUGUCACCAGAACCAAAAAAUUCUAGGAAGCGUCGGAGGGAGGAAAACAGUGUAACUGAAGGGAGUUCUUCAAGUAGGUCUUCUUCCUCGGUACAGGAUAGCUCUUCCAAUAUCGUGGUUGGUGGAAUAGCUGAUGAAUGAAAACUGGUAAAGACUAAACAAGAACAAGAAAAGAGAACUAGGUUUUAUUCCAUUUCUUCAUGUACACCAUCAAUGUCCUUGUAUUAUUUAUUGUGUAGUUUUUUCUGAUUAACUUUUAUUACUUAUCAAAAAAAUUUAUUGUGUAGUUUUCUGCUA
This is a messenger RNA of Carya illinoinensis, 1241 nucleotides long. RefSeq names its product transcription factor bHLH121-like. Gene Ontology annotation, biological process: intracellular iron ion homeostasis. Gene Ontology annotation, molecular function: protein dimerization activity; DNA-binding transcription factor activity. Lineage: Eukaryota; Viridiplantae; Streptophyta; Magnoliopsida; Fagales; Juglandaceae. The record is from RefSeq and is a predicted model, not a curated record. Bases 150 to 1085 code for a protein of 311 amino acids. The transcript has 5 exons.